UUAAAUACAAGAAACGAACACUCCAGAAACAUAAAUUAACGAAGUCAUUGAAGAGAGCAACAUUUUAAUUGAACAAAAUUCACUGAUAUAUUUUAGUCAUUUUAAUUUCUGUACAGUGUAUGGAACAACGUCUCUCGAUAUUUCGUUCAUCUUAUCAGUCGUUCGUCAAAGAUAUAAGCGACAAGUGUUACUAGGCAGCUACACUGCUACACGGUUUACAAAUAACUUUAGUGAUCGAGCGAAAAAUGAAACUGAAAUCAGUCUUCAAUUAUGUGACACUGUUGCUUUUGUGGGGAGUGUGCAUGAUUGCAUCCGAAAAAAUUUUGUUUCUGGUCUUAUUCGGAACACGUAGCCAUCGCAUCGCAAUGCAACCAUUAGCGGAAAAACUGGUUGACCGUGGUCAUGACGUGACAUUUCUAGCCGAAACAAAAUCGUCGGAAACUAAUGAUCCUCGAAUACAAGAAGCGAAUUUCAGUGGAAUUUUCGAGCAUAUCGCAUCACAGACUGUGGAUUUAGGGGCUGACGCAAUUGCACAACGCUUGGCAGAAGGACGUCACCAUAAUCAUUUAAUGGGAGGAACGAUUUGGUGGGAUAUAAUUAUCAACGCUGCCGAAGCAUUUUUCACAAACCGACAGUUUGUGGAAUUUGUCAAGACAUCGCAUUAUGACUUGAUAGUCGUUGGUACCAUUAAAGAAGUAGCUGUAGUGAUGGCCUAUAAAAUGAAUGCCAAAGUUAUCUGGAUGAAUACUGGCGGAGCAUUGCAUCACGUCGAUGCAGAAACUCUGGGAUUACCAGUUGAGUCGAACUGGUUGCCUAGCUUCGCGCUGGGCAGUCCCUAUUGGUUCGUUCCAGAUCAUAUAUAUACGUCGUUUAACACAUUGUGGGAAUAUAUGCGGUAUUACUGGCACUGUCUUCGAAAGAUGGACCAAAUAAUUCAACAAAAUCUGGGCAAAGACAUACCACCAUUGAAUGAGCUACUUCAAAAUUUUGAUCUCAUAUUUUUGAACGAGCGUUUCCCGUAUUCGUAUCCACGAUCACUGCCACCAUACAUUAUUCCUGUCGGCGGUAUGCAUGUAAGGCACACAGACCGUGAUUUACCAAAGGACAUUCAAGAGUUUAUCGAUCGAUUUCCUUACUUCAUCUACAUAAGUUUCGGCAGUCUGAUGCAUGUAGGAACAUUGCCGACCGAAUUACGUCAAGACUUUUUCGAUGCAGUUGCCUCGUUAAGAAAUGUUGGUUUUCUGUGGAAAUGGAAUGGCCAUGUUCCCAGUACAAUGCCCAGCAACGUUAUGACCAUGGAAUGGUUUCCUCAACAGGCGAUCUUAGCGAACCCGAAAUGUAAAGGAUUCGUAACUCAAGGCGGAGCAAUGAGCUUUCAGCAGGCAAUUUAUCACGCUGUACCAAUGAUCAUAAUACCAAUAUGGUGGGAUCAGCCAGCUUUGGCCCGACUUGCCGUUCAUUACGGUGUAGGAAUACACUUGGAGUUAUCGGAACUGACAGAGAAAUCUUUGAAGUCUGCGCUCCACGAAAUAAUUUUCAAUGAAUCAUAUAAAGAUAUGUCGGUCGCCGUUUCCAAUCGUGCUAAAAAUGAACCUGCGGCAUCCGCGGACACUGCGGUAUCAUGGGUCGAGUAUACGUUACGCCAUGACACCAAGUAUUUAAAAUCACCAUCCGUGGCACAGAGUUGGUGGAAGAAACGAUUGUUGGACUUAUGGUUUCUGGUUUUCUCGGUGGUAUUUGUUGUAUGCUUUACAGUUUAUCAAACCACAAAGCUUGUGGUGCGGCGUAAAAUUAGAAAUCGUAAACGCUCCAAGAGACUUAAAGUUUUGUAAUUUGUAAAAUUGUCCAAUAGAAAUGCUGUCCACGGUAAUAUUCCAGAAUCGUUCACCCACUUUUUUCACCCAG
Molecule: messenger RNA, 1905 nt
Organism: Bradysia coprophila
Lineage: Eukaryota; Metazoa; Arthropoda; Insecta; Diptera; Sciaridae
Product: UDP-glucosyltransferase 2-like
Molecular function (GO): UDP-glycosyltransferase activity
Source: RefSeq, a predicted model, not a curated record